Molecule: messenger RNA, 1096 nt
Organism: Scaptodrosophila lebanonensis
Lineage: Eukaryota; Metazoa; Arthropoda; Insecta; Diptera; Drosophilidae
Product: serendipity locus protein beta
Exons: 2
Coding region: 1-960 (319 amino acids)
Biological process (GO): regulation of transcription by RNA polymerase II
Cellular component (GO): nucleus
Molecular function (GO): RNA polymerase II transcription regulatory region sequence-specific DNA binding; DNA-binding transcription factor activity, RNA polymerase II-specific
Source: RefSeq, a predicted model, not a curated record
AUGUCGCGACCCCACUGUUUUGUUUGCGGCAUUGUGAAAGCUCCUGGAGGGGUCCCGUUUCAAAUAAUUGAAAACUGUAUUGUACCCGGCACUUUCAAACCUAUCAAAGUUAUAAUAAAACACUUUGAGAAGGUAAUACAUCAGCCAUUAGAUCUGACUCCCACUUCGGCGGCAUGUAAGGCAUGCUUGGAAUAUCUCUUCAAUUACGACCGCUUGGCGCGACACCUUAGCCAAGUGCAAUCGAAAAUUGCAAAUUCCAUGGUAAACUGUAGGCGACCAAUAGCGCAAAAGAGGAAACUAGACACGUCACAGAAGGAGGAAGCUAUUCAACCAGAGAAAGCCGCAAAACAAUGUACACAAAGCCAAAAGCAAACGGAAGAUUGCCAUAGUAAGUCCGCCACAGAAGAUGAAAUUGAGUCUGGGACGGACCAUGAGACAUUCACAGAUGAAACGAGACUGGACAAGCACUACGACGAAGACGACAGUUUUCAAGAUGUGCGUUAUGAUGCCACUUGUAAUAUAUGUGGGAUCAAAGUAAGGGACGAGGAGGUUCUUGAUUUGCAUAUGAACAUCCAUGAAGGCAAAUCCGAGCUGGAGUGCAGAUACUGCUCUAAAAAAUUCUCCCAAAAACGCAGUGUACUACGCCAUAUGCAGGUGCAUUCGGAUAAAAAGAAAUUUCAAUGUGAAAAGUGUGGGGAAUGCUUUUCAAUUUCAUGGUUAAUGUACAAUCAUCGAAUGCUACACGAUGCUGAAGAAAAUGCUCUCAUUUGCGAUGUAUGUAAACAGCAGUUUAAGACAAAACGCACCUACACCCAACAUCUGCGAACUCACCAGGCCGAUAGGCCCCGCUAUCAAUGCACUGACUGCAACAAAUCCUUCGUAGAUAAAUACACUCUAAAAGUUCACAUGCGUGUUCACAAUUCAGCUGGCCUGGACACCGAGAAGAAGGCUAAUACCUGAGGCGUUAGAUAAUCCUGACAAUCUUUGUUUAAGGAUACAAUAGAAUAUUUAAAUUGGUAAUUAUGUAAACUCAAAUUAAUUUUAAAUAGUAAAAGUAAUGAGUGUGUUAAACUUGAUUACUUUAAAUUAAAUACAA